Molecule: messenger RNA, 1751 nt
Organism: Thamnophis sirtalis
Lineage: Eukaryota; Metazoa; Chordata; Lepidosauria; Squamata; Natricidae
Gene: MARCKSL1
Product: MARCKS like 1
Biological process (GO): actin filament organization; central nervous system development
Cellular component (GO): plasma membrane; cytoplasm
Molecular function (GO): actin filament binding; calmodulin binding
Source: RefSeq, a predicted model, not a curated record
CAGGCAGGGUCUGCGCCGAGGCUGCAACGGCCGAGCCUGGGAGCCCUCCGUGCCAGCGACGCCCGGACGCGGCGCCCCCUGGGCUGGCUCCACCGCGCAGAGUCCCUUGAGGCGGCCGGGGCUCCUUCCCGCAUCGCCGCCUGCGCCCGUGUCGCCCGCCGCCGCGCCGCCAUGGGCAGCCACAGCUCCAAAGCCGCCAAGGGGGAGGCAGUGGCUCAGGACGCCGCCGUUGCUGCUGCCGGCGACGCCUCGCCCGCCAAGUCCAACGGCCAGGAAAACGGCCACGUGAAAGUCAAUGGGGAUGUCUCCCCAAAAGCCGAUGGGGAGGUGAGCUCCCUGAAUGGCAGUGGCUCAGUGGAGGCCCCCAAGGAGCUUGCCAAGGCCGAGAUGGGCAGCGGAGAUGCCAUAGAGCCAGCCCCGGUGGCUGAGGGGGAAGCCAAACCCGACGGAGCUGCUUCCACCAAGCAGACCCCCAAGAAGAAGAAGCGGUUCUCGUUCAAAAAAUCCUUCAAACUGAGUGGCAUUUCCUUCCGGAAAGCCAAAAAGGAAGCCGGGGACGUGUCGGCCACCUCCUCUCCCAGCGAGGAGCAGCAGGUGAAGGCCGAAGCAGCGGAGGCUGAGGACCAGCCAGCCACUGCUGCCACCGAGGAGGGGGAGCAGGCCAGCGUGCCCCAAGAGGAGACAGAGGCCCCCGAGGAAACCCCCACUGUGGCCUCUGCUCCCGACAAUGAACCGGUGGCCAAGCGGCAAGAUGGCAGCGAGGGGCCAGCCAAGGAGGAGGAAGAGCCUCAGCAGCUGCCUUCCAGUGAGGGCCAGGGGGAUGUAAAGCCAGAAGGAACCUCAACAUCUGUGGAAGUGGAGCCUAGCACUGUGGCCGACCAGGCUGCUGCUGCAGAGCAGAAAGAAGAGUAGAGCUGACUUAGCUGCCCACCUCCUGCCCAUCGGAAAGCGAACUGUGCCAUCCUUCCAAUCCUGACAACCCCACAGAACUACUGCCUUGACCACAUGCCACACAUGCCCGCCACACACACAGGCCUUCUGCAUUGAGAUGGCAAGCUUUGUCUCUCCACAGUGUCUCCACACACAGUGAAGGAAAAAAAAACACCUGACUUUUGCCCCAUUGUCCCUCAAGCAGGAGUUCUAAAGCCCCCCCCUUAAAACUAUAUGGAGAGAUAACUGAUCCUGGACAAAAACUGGAAAUUGCUCCAUUGAAUGAGACUCCAGCUAUUAACACCAAGUUCUUUUUCCUCAGAUCUUCUGUUUCUACUAAUCUUCAAAAGCAGCUUUUCUUUUUUCUCCAAAAAGUCCAACAAACCAGCAACAACUGACCCGUUUUUCAAAACGGAUAUUCUCUAUCUCGGUUUACAUUCCUGGUUCUGACUUCAUUUAAAAAUAUUUUGUGCUUUUUAUAGAAACAACCAUUUAAAAAGCUAAUCUGGUUAGUUUUUUAUAAUGUCUUGCUCUUGGCUUUAAAACCAUAAAGCAGCGUGUAAGUUCACUGUGUUUAAUUUGACAUCAGAGGGAGAAUUACUGGCGGCUUAUUUAGGGAUGGGGGGGAACCUUUAGGGAGGGGGUGGGAGAGGGUUGAGGGAGAGGGCUGGCUGUAUGAUGUGACUUUAAAUUUUCAUUUUCUUGUCUUUGUAAAUAAUUUUUUAAUGACCCUACUUCUGAUCUGCAGUUUUCUAACUCCUAAACAAAAGUCGUAUGGGUCUUAUUGUAACAUUUGAAAAGAAUAAAUGGUGACCCCUUUA